CUCCAGGUCCCAGACACACUCAGUAUUUUACGUCCAUCCCCACUCUGUUGGGGGUGAAGACGACACAGCAUUUGCGAAGUGAAGGAAGCUAGAACUGACCCCGUAAGGAGGCUGAGGGAGAGAAGGAUCCCACCACCCGACUCCCUGGCUUGUAACCGAGAACUUUACUAUCGGGCUCAGAAUUUCUGUUGAUGAAUCCCAGUGCUCCCUGCUCAGAGACUUCCUUGGCUGCACUGUAAGGUCCUUCACUGAGAUGGCUGACGAAAGUGUUGACCAGAGGCCGAGUAAGAAAUUAAAGUUCUCCCUUCGCGAAGAAGAUGCGGAGAGCGGAGUGCAGACCACAGCAGGAGACACCGGAGAGGCCCAGAGCCAAAAGCCUGAGAGGGAAGAGGAUGAGAAGCCGGAAGGUCCCAAGUCUCCCCCCAGAGAUAAACUGUAUCCUCCUCAGAACAGAGACAAGGAAAGUCCAGAGCCUUCCAAACAUCCAGGGACGCCAGAACCGUACGGCAAGAACACGCUGCCAGCUGCUGACAACCCCUCCACUCCCAAAAACACAAUGAAGCAGCCAGAGAUUUCUUCGGUAGGGAAACUUUCUGCCCGAAGCUCUAAACAUCUGAGGCUCCCAUCUGCCCCCUUCAUGGAUGAGAAGACCUCCAGGUCUCUGGUUAAUAUCAACCCAUUCACUCCGGAGUCCUAUAGAAAGUUAUUCCUUCAAUCAGAUGGCAAGAGGAAAUCCAGAGACUCUCCCCAGGAAACCGGAGAAGGGGAAGGCACAUCAGAACAGUGGAUGCCUGCUAAGAGAAGUGUUCUACGAGAAACUAAUAUGGCUUCCCGCUAUGAAAAAGAGUUCUUCGAGGUAGAAAAAAUUGGGGUUGGGGAAUUCGGUACAGUCUACAAGUGCAUUAAGAGGCUGGAUGGAUGCGUUUAUGCAAUAAAACGUUCUACCAAACCAUUAUCAGGAUUAUCAAAUGAGAGUGUGGAUUUGCAUGAAGUUUUUGCCCAUGCAGUGCUUGGCCACCACCCCCACGUGGUACGCUACUAUUCUUCAUGGCCAGAAGACGACCACGUGGUCAUCCAGAAUGAAUACUGUAAUGGUGGGAGCUUGCAAGCGGCGAUAUCUGAAAACGCUGUGUCUGGCAAUCACUUUACUGAGCCCACGCUCAAAGACAUCCUCCUACAGAUUUCCUUGGGACUUAAGUACAUCCACAACUUUGGUAUGGUACACCUGGACAUCAAACCCAGUAACAUCUUCAUUUGUCGUAAGACACAGAGUGACUCUCCUGCGUGCCCAGAUGAGGAUGAAAAUGAGGAUAACUGGUUUAUCUCUGCCAGUGUGAUGUAUAAAAUCGGUGACCUGGGCCACGUGACGUCAGUCAGCAACCCGAAAGUGGAAGAAGGAGAUAUUCGCUUCCUGGCUAAGGAGGUCUUGCAAGAGAAUUAUCAGCACCUUCCCAAAGCAGACAUAUUUGCCUUGGGGUUAACAAUUGCAAUGGCUGCAGGAGCAGAGUCAUUACCCACUAAUGGUGACAUGUGGCAUCAUAUCCGCGAGGGGAACUUUCCAGAUAUUCGUCAGGAGCUCUCAGAUGACUUCUAUGGUCUACUCAAGAGCAUGAUCCACCCUGAUCCAGAGAAGAGACCUUCUGCAGCAUUUCUGAUCAGAAGUCAAGUUCUUCGACCCUCCCUGGAAAAUACAGAAGAACUCCAGAAGCAACUGGCCUUGGAGAAGUCCAAGACAGCCAUACUGGAAAGGGACCUGAAGAAAGUUCAGCAAAUGCAGACCUCUCAGAGAGACAUCCACCAUGAUGACCCUGGGACCCCUGGAACCCACAAAGACACAAGAAACACGUGACACCUGGUGGGAGGAAUGAGGGAGGAGCCCUCAAGAUUCACCUGUGUGAAGUUCUCCUUGUAAGCACUCACUUGUCACACAGCCUUCAGAAGGCCCACAGGAUGCAACAACGAGCCAGCUUGAAUGCACUAAGAUUUCGAAAACUACCUGAUGUAGCAUCUGUGGGAAGGUCGCAACGCUUCUAGGGUUUCUUAGCAAUGGUCUCACAUCUUCCCUGUUGUCGUAUUUCUAGUGCGGAGGACUUCUGGCGAUUUGAAAGAGAAACACAAACUCUGUUUUGGCCUAUGGAUCAAGAAGCCGUCGUGACUUAUUCUUUACCGAGACCCAGGGAGCUUUCCCUGUACGUAGAAAGGAAUAAAGUACGCUUUGAAGUACCAGCUCACAAGAGACCGUUGCCUACAUUCAAGCUGUGCUUCCCAAGUUGGGUCUACUCAUGCGUCUGCCAGCCCCUUAGAGCAGGGAGUCUGCCUAAUAUAAUUUCUGGAUGGAUGCAAUCUCUUAUCUGAUUUUAUAUUAUUAAGUAAAAAGCUAUCCUUAUGUGAAACAGUGAGAAGUAGGACUAUAAUGUGGACAGUUCCUGAGCUGCUUAUUAACUUCUGAAGCAAAAUCAGUAGAGGCAGGGGCCCCGAUGGAAGUAUGAUGUAUCUGCAUGUGUUCUGGCCCUGUGGCAGCUCCCCGAGUCCUGUUCUCUUGUAACUGUUCCCCACAUCCUAGUCUCUUGUGGCUGUUCCCCGUGUUCUAACCCCUGUUGCUUUUGAGUUUUUGGACAUCAUCGCCAGGUUCUCUUGAUGUUUUCAAACCAGAGUUUGCCUUUGCUUUCUGUGCUUUUAACAUGUUUUAAACCAAAUCUUUCCCUCUGCGUGCAUUUAGCGAAACAGGACACUUGUGAAUAAAGAUUUUUAUUUUUGUCCAAAGGCAAA
Mesocricetus auratus (golden hamster) is the source of this 2769-nucleotide messenger RNA. It is a transcript of the gene Wee2, whose product is annotated as WEE2 oocyte meiosis inhibiting kinase. NCBI's taxonomy places the organism in Eukaryota, Metazoa, Chordata, Mammalia, Rodentia, Cricetidae. Gene Ontology annotation, cellular component: nucleus. The transcript is spliced from 12 exons. Gene Ontology annotation, molecular function: non-membrane spanning protein tyrosine kinase activity; magnesium ion binding; ATP binding. Gene Ontology annotation, biological process: protein phosphorylation; mitotic cell cycle; regulation of meiosis I. The coding region runs from base 254 to 1849 and encodes 531 amino acids. The record is from RefSeq and is a predicted model, not a curated record.